CGAUGAGUGUUCUGCAGUAUACAAUCGCUUUUCAUCAAAGUUUUUAUCGUCAAGUUCUUUCCAUGCGAACCAUGAUUUAAUAACUCACCUCUCACGAAUCAUGGCGAGCAAAUUGAAACUCUAUAUUGGGCGUAGGAUAUUAGAUUGUAUUGGAAAGAACAUUACAGUGACAUCGUUACAAUUAAAGCCAAUUAUUCAAGUUCAAAGUACAAAUUCCAAUGGAGUUGUUGAGUUGGCAGUUCCUCUUGAUCAACUGGAAGGAAUGAUUGGUCCUGCAAAUUUACAACUUCUCAAUUCUAAUAUAAAACCUGAUGAUAUUAUAGAGAACAUUGCGACUAUUAGCGAUCAACGAAAAGGACACAAGAACAUUACUUUUAAAAUAAAUAAAAACAUAUUUGUCAAAGAGAUCGUAGAGCAUUGCAUUCAGCCCGAUGUAGCAACAGAGAAGCAAAAUAUUGUUGUGGAAUUUAGUUCGCCGAACGUGGCUAAACCCUUCCAUGUGGGGCAUUUAAGAUCAACUAUUAUCGGCAAUUUUAUUGCUAAUCUAUAUGAACAUAGAAAACAUAAUGUAGUAAGGCUUAAUUAUUUAGGCGAUUGGGGCACACAAUUUGGUUUUAUAAAAGUAGGAAUAGAAGAAUUGAAGCAUAAGGUUGAAGAAAUUCAGAAGAAUCCGCUCAAAAUAUUAUUUGAAUCCUAUGUAUUUGCUAAUAAACUAGGUGAAAAGGAUCCCAGUAUUUUGGAGCGCGCAAAGCAAGCGUUCAAUAGAUUAGAAGCAGGCUCAAAGGAGGACCUUGAUAACUGGAAGAUGUGCAUGCAAUAUACAACCAAAGAAUUAGAUUCAAUGUAUCAAAGACUUGGUGUCAAAUUUAAUGAGUAUAACUAUGAAUCAAUGUAUAGUGCAGCAGACAUUAAGAACGUGCUGAAAGAACUUGAUGCGAAUAAAAUUUUGAUGACGCUUGAGGAUGGAAAACGAGUGGCGAACGUUAAUGAUAGAAAAGUCUCAGUUGUAAAAUCGGAUGGCUCGACUUUGUAUUUAACAAGAGAUAUUGCUGCAGCCAUUGAUAGACAAAAGAAGUUCUCAUUUGAUAAAAUGAUCUACGUGGUAGACAAUGCACAAACGGACCAUUUUGUGGCGUUGAAGGGUAUUCUUGGGCAAAUGAAGAUAAAUUGGGUAGACAGGUUACAGCAUGUUAAGUUUGGAAGAAUAAGGGGAAUGAGCACGCGGAAGGGAAAUGUAGUAUUUCUCAAAGAUAUUUUAGAUGAAACUCGAGAGUUGACGAUGCAAAGACAGCUAAAAUCACUGACAACAAAAGCAUCCAUAACGGACUCUAAAACAUCGGACAUUUUGGGAAUUUCAUGUGUUAUCAUCAACGAUUUAAAGCAACGCCGACAGAGAGACUACGACUUUUCCUGGGAUAAAGCACUGCAGGUUCAAGGAGACAGUGGCAUAAAACUGCAAUACACUCAUUGCAGACUGUGCAAUUUAGAGAAAAACUGUGGCAUUUUACCAGCUAGCAUUUGCAAACCGGAAAUGAUUCUGGAACCAGAGGCAUUGCGGUUAAUCGGCCAUCUUGCUAAAUAUCCUGAUAUUCUUUCGCAAACGGAAGAACAACUUGAAGCAUGUAUACUAGUAACUUAUUUAUUUCACUUAUGCAAUCAUAUCAGUAAAGCCCUAAAAGUACUCAACGUAAAAGAUCAAGAGGCUGUACUGGCAUCACAAAGGCUGUUGUUGUUUAAGAACGCCCGAGAAGUACUGCGACAAGGUAUGACCAUUUUGGGGCUUCAGCCAUUGAAGGAAAUGUAGUGAACGAAAAUAAAAUAGUCAUUACUUUAA
Dalotia coriaria is the source of this 1834-nucleotide messenger RNA. RefSeq names its product arginyl-tRNA synthetase, mitochondrial (gene ArgRS-m). Gene Ontology annotation, biological process: arginyl-tRNA aminoacylation; mitochondrial translation. The coding region runs from base 101 to 1804 and encodes 567 amino acids. Gene Ontology annotation, cellular component: mitochondrion. NCBI's taxonomy places the organism in Eukaryota, Metazoa, Arthropoda, Insecta, Coleoptera, Staphylinidae. The transcript has 5 exons. The record is from RefSeq and is a predicted model, not a curated record. Gene Ontology annotation, molecular function: arginine-tRNA ligase activity; ATP binding.